GGUGGAACAGUACGUAUUACAUGCUGGAAAGCCUUUUUGCACAAAAGCGAGUCCUGGCUUCAUACAUUGCCGAUCAUGAUCUCCCCGCGACAUUCAGCGCAUACCAGUGGGUUUUAAUAGAGAACAUUCUCUCUCUCCUUGCCCCCUUUGAGCAGAUAACGAAGGAGAUAAGCUCAUCGGGUGCAUCUGUGGCAGACGUUAUCCCCUUACUAGCAGCAUUAAAGCGUCUUUUAGGCAAAGAGGCUGAAACAGACCACGGAGUGAGAACAACAAAAAGUGCGCUCUUAGAUGCUGUGAACACUCGUUUUAGCAAGGCAGAUUCCGAACCGCUGUACUGCAUCGCGACAGUACUUGAUCCAAGAUAUAAGGAUCCUUACUUGGAUGGGGGGAAAAAGCAGCGCACAAGGGACAUGAUACAGGCUGAGUUGGAUUUGCAAAAGCCGUUGUGUGAUGGAGACGGUCGCAUGACGCACAGCGCAGCAGAACGGGGAGAUGGCGUGGAGAAAAAAAGGGCACGCACUACAGAUGAUGAGCUGCGCAAACCCUUACUGUCUGACAUGUUCGAAGAGAUUCUCCAAGAGAGCAAUCCAAAUACCAGUCAGAAGACAAGCUCAACAGCUCAACAACUGGAUGCUUUUCUAUCAGAAGUCCCCAUCCCCAGGAGCAAUAACCCUCUCGGAUAUUGGAGGGCCAAUCAAGGCCGCUUUCCCCACCUGGCACAGACGGCACGCAGAUACUUGUCUGCUCCAUGCACAAGCACCGAUAGCGAGAGACUGUUUAGCGCUGCUUCUCACAUCAUCGAUGAGAAGAGGAACAGACUUUCAUGUGACAAAGCAGAGAAGCUCCUUUUCAUCAAGAAGAACCUGCCACUUUUCCUGAAGUAG
Perca fluviatilis (European perch) is the source of this 884-nucleotide messenger RNA. RefSeq names its product zinc finger BED domain-containing protein 4-like. The record is from RefSeq and is a predicted model, not a curated record. The transcript has 2 exons. The coding region runs from base 21 to 884 and encodes 287 amino acids. Gene Ontology annotation, molecular function: protein dimerization activity. NCBI's taxonomy places the organism in Eukaryota, Metazoa, Chordata, Actinopteri, Perciformes, Percidae.